This is a messenger RNA of Aspergillus saccharolyticus JOP 1030-1, 451 nucleotides long. RefSeq lists its product as uncharacterized. Lineage: Eukaryota; Fungi; Ascomycota; Eurotiomycetes; Eurotiales; Aspergillaceae. The record is from RefSeq and is a predicted model, not a curated record. The coding region runs from base 118 to 348 and encodes 76 amino acids. The transcript is spliced from 2 exons.
UAUGACCGGACCACUGAAAGGUCUCUUGGAUGAUUUAUUAUCGCUCCUUGGUAGUUUCUCCCCAGCGGGGUUAUAAGAUGUUUUGCAGUUUGGUCUCUAUUCACCCCGACUACCUAAAUGGAAAUUGCCGUCUCGGGGUCUUCGCUUUUGGAAAGGUGUAUCUACCCGUGUUACUCAAUAUCUAGAUUUGAGCGACAUCAUGCGCCUAUCCCAUUUCUAACGUGGUUGAGCUCACUUUCGUGGUUUGGGUUUGGAGCGGUCGUGAUAAACAGGGGAAAUUGUCCUGAGAGCGGGACGGUCAGAGUCAAGGGCUCGGAGCAACUUCAUGAGGUGAACAUGGAAGGGUGAAAUGAAUUGCGACGCAGUGCCAACUUUCUUCUUUCGGCAUGUCCUGAUGAGCCACCUUGCUGUUCGAAAUACAAAAAGGAUCUUGUGCAUAUGUCUAACGUCC